Molecule: messenger RNA, 3197 nt
Organism: Monodelphis domestica (gray short-tailed opossum)
Lineage: Eukaryota; Metazoa; Chordata; Mammalia; Didelphimorphia; Didelphidae
Gene: FASTKD3
Product: FAST kinase domains 3
Biological process (GO): regulation of mitochondrial mRNA stability; mitochondrial RNA processing
Cellular component (GO): ribonucleoprotein granule; mitochondrial matrix
Molecular function (GO): RNA binding
Source: RefSeq, a predicted model, not a curated record
CCCAUUUAUCUCUACAGUCUGAAUUAGAUUAGUGCUAAUGCUUCUUCACCAGUGGAAGAACACUUGAGCUGUUUAUACAUUCCUCGUGUUUUAUAUUUUACAUUGAUUUAUCCAAAAUUGGUUCACUUUACAGCCUAUGAGAAGCUGGGGUGGAAUUAAUUCGUUUUCUUAGACAAACUGUACCUUUAAUGUAGUGAAUAGAGAGGUGGGCUAGGAAUCGGGGAGACACGUUCAAAUUAUACCAUUUGGUCAAAAAAUAUUAACCCAACUGACUAGGGAGGUUCUGGACUAGACAGUGGGAGUACAAUGAAUGAAAUAAUGCUUAUUUCUCGCCACAAUAGUUAUGUGACCAUGGACAAGCAUUUUAGCUUCAGUUUUCUCAAGUAGUAUUACUUGUUGAUCUGGAGAAGGUAAACUGAGGGGGAACUUUUACUUCUUGAGAUAGAGAGGACAAACUGAGGAAACUUUUACUGUUUGAGACUGGAGAGGACAAGCUGAGAGAAAAGUAUUACUUCUUGAAUUAGAGAGGAUGAACUGAGGGGAACCUGUUUCUUCACCAAUGGCUGUCGUUCUCUGGCUUUGACUACAGAGAGGAUUGCUGCAGGAACCUAAAACUGCUGAGGGAAUCUGAGGCUGCUUAAUGGUAACGGAGGACAGAGAAAUGCUACUGGGGGAUAUUACCACACACAGGGACACUGGUACACAAGGGACUACUCUGGGGGAUCUGCCUGUGAUCCCUAACAAUGGCUGAUCUAUUUCCUAAUCUCCUUCCUCUCUCACUCCCUCCUUCCUCCCUGCUCCAACUGCCACCCUUCUCCCAAUUUUCCCUCCCCCUGAGUGAAUUAUAAAAUAUUCCAAGUUUCUUUCUCAGGUUAUGCUCAAGAUGAGCAACUGAUCCCAUUCCCAUCAUUCCAUAUGGCCUUGAUCACUUUACCCAAGUCCCAUUUUUAUUUAUCCAGCCUUCCAACUUGCAGAAUUUUGACUUGUCUGAGAAAAUAUUUGAGCCCUGAUAACAAGAAAGGCAGGAAAAUCAUGUGUCAGGGAUAUUUUCCCCUGCAACAAAAGCAAUUCAGAAUCUACUUUCAGCAUGCAUACCAUAAAAAACAUCACUCAGAAAAAGGGAAUAAACCUCACCCAAUUGGACCUGUGCUUUUUCAAACAGCAACAUGGGAAAGGUUUGAAAAAAGUGAUGGUCUUGUGGAUGAUCAGAGAAUUUAUAAGAAGCUAAAUAGUUUUACUUCAUCUGAACAGGUGUUAAAAUUUGUAAGCACACUGGAAACCUUGUCAGAUACUAUGGCAGCAACAGCUUUGUAUCGGGUCUCUGAAAUGGAACAGGAUGAAGGUGGUCAAAAAGUUCCAAAAACAAUCUUGGAGAAUGAAAUCUUCAGAGCAUUAUGCUUUCAGUUUGAAUAUGAAUCCACAAAUCUUUCAGACACUGGUCUGGUGACUGCUUUAAAAGCUUUGACAGGAUUGCAUGUGGAUCCCCAGAGUAAUUUACUAGUAAAUCUGAUGAUGGAGUGCCAAAAUCGACUUCUACAAGGUCACAUGUCAGUUCACAAUCUUUGUGUUCUUGGAGAAAGUAUGAUUAAACUCCAGAGCCCAAACUGCGCAGUACUAAAAGAGAUAAUACUUCAACUUCAAAGUCAAAAGUUGCAGGAAUGUGAACCUGAGGAUAUAGUAGCAAUUUAUAUGUUACUUCAAGCUGCUUUGGGAGAAGUGGUUCAGUACCAGGAUUUUUUGGAUCACUUAAACCACCUCUCUAUUUCUUUAGUUUAUAAAUUCAAUCCUAAAUUCACAAGCCAAGUACUGAAUGCCUUGGUGGUUCUUAACCAAACUCAAGCUUUUCCUUUGGUUGUAAAGCUUUGUAUACAUUCAGUAAGAUUUGUCCCUCAUUUUACCAGUGAAGAGCUAAGAAAAGUCUUAGAGGCUUUCAUACACUUUGGUUACACUGAUAAAUUUUUCACAGAAGCCUUGGAACAGCAUGUUUCCACAAGUUGUCUCACUAUGCACCCUGAAUGUGUCACUCAAGUCAUGCAGUACUGCAGUAAAAAAAUGAUUCUUUCAAAACCUAUCUUUGAUGCAGUGGCAGAAAGUUUUGUUUACCAAGCUGAAAUAUUCUCCCCUGUCCAGAUUUCUCAGUUGAUUGUACCAUUUGGGAAACUCAAUUACCAGCCCCUAAAUGCUCCACUUUUUUUUAGGAAGCUUGAAAAUACAGUAAGAACUCAAUUUAAUUAUUUUCCUCCUCAAGUCCUGUUGAAUCUUCUCCAUUCUUGCACCCUCAUUGGACGCCACCCAGUCAAUCAUGUGGCAAAGUUAUUUAGACCAUAUUUUCUUCAGAAAUUACAAGCUCAGAAAUCAGGUUUAAAUAGAUCAAUUCUGGCCCAGCUGACCCAGCUUUAUUUAGCAACGGUUUUGGAGUGUCCCUUCUAUAAGGGUCCUAAGCUGCUCCCCCAGUAUCAAGUGAAAUCAUUUCUCAUUCCCCAUAAUCUCCUGGAGACCCCUAUGGAUCUUCUACUUUAUAAAACUAUUAGAGUUGGACUAAUUGACCUUUUAGGAGCAAGAAUAUAUUUUGGUUCAAGAGUCUCAACUUCCUGUUGUUACACAGUAGAUAUUGAGAUUAAACUAGAUGAAGAAGGAUUUGUAUUACCAUUUACAAGCUAUGAAGAUGCAUUUAAAAGAUUAGCACUUUGCAUUGAUGAUCCAAAGAGAUUUUGUUUGAAUAGCCACAAUUUAUUAGGAAAAGAAGUUAUUAAACAAAGACAUCUACGAUUACUUGGUUAUGAAGUUAUACAGAUUCCAUUUCAUGAAGUUGACACUCUCCAGUCAAGAUCCAAACUAGUGAAUUAUUUAAAGAAAAAAUUAUUCCCUCACAGCUAUGAAUAAAAGUAAUAAUGGCAAGAUUGGAAUAUUGACUUUGUACUUGAAGUUAUAAAAGAGUUUGCAUUCUGGUGGUUAGCUGGUAUGAACAAAAACUCCCUAAUAAUUUGUGAAAUUUUGUGAGUCAGUUUAUUCAAGUUUUAUAUUUAUCAAAAGUUCACUAGCUCCUAAGGGUUCAGGACUUUUCUUUGUUGCCACAGUGUGGCUUGAUAAUCAAUUUAGAAUAUUCUUUCUAAUGCAAGCAGUGAGAUCAUGGAUGUUCAUUUUUUUGUACCAUAUUGGCUUAAUUUUUAGAAUAAAAUAAAGAUGUAUAAUUAAAA